GUCAGGACGAACUCGACCUCCAAGCCAUGACAUGGAUCCACACCACGUACAUCGACCAUGCCGACGCGCAGGACUCUCUGAUCGCCGUCAUCCCGGAACUCAGCGCGUACAACGCCAGUGCCCUCGUGUUUAGGACCAUCGCGCGAAAGUUACACCUCUCUGCGGCCGCCCUGAUAUCGAAAGUACGUUCGCGCUCCUGCGGUGAGCUAUUGCGGGACGCGGGGGCGAACAUGGACGCGGAGACGAGGACGCGGACAGUUAACAUGCUGCUGAAGCUUCUUCGCCACCUCCCACGCGACCACGACCCAUCCAUCAUCAGUCCGAUGGACGUACUCUGGAGUCUCUGGGAGCUUGCUGUCGGGGCCAGCGCGGCCGAGGAGAAGCUUCCGGCGCUGGUUCGGUCGGUAUUGGACGGCGUGGCCGGUUUGGUGAACAAGAGCGAACCGUUCCGCUUACGCCGCGCCGCGCUCAAUCUGCUGCACGAAGGUGGGCUGGCGUGGACGUACUCCUACAAUCCCACAGCGAUUGGCGGCAUCAUGUCGUUCGCCAAGGAUUGCUACCAACAUGAUAUUCCCGACUUGUUCAUGAAGGCGUGCGUCGUGGCCCUGCUUCCGCACUGGUUCGACUGGAAGGAAGGAGAGCCCGAGCCAUACCACCGGCAGCAGCUUCAGGAGCUCCUUCGCGACUUGACCAGGACCCUUCGGAGAAGCAACGAAGAAGGCACGGGAUACGAUGUGCCCAGCGCGAGCAGGCUGGUGUCAGGCCUCGCUGCCCUUGCCGAGAAGGAUCCUGACCUCGUUGAGCCCGCGCUGCCGGAGGUGCUGCUGGAAAGCUUGGAACUUGGCUUCUUGGGCCUGUCGGGGCAAGAACAUGUCCUGCUACAAGAUAUGCUUGAAUCGACCCGUUCUCAACAUCAUACUACACAGCGAACGGAAACUCAACCCCCAGCACAUCUCCUCAAUGGUGAGGCUAUACGCUGAAUAGAACUCGGACAAGACAGGUACGCACUUUUGAUGGCUCUUACAGCCCGUCAUGAAUUUCGUCGACCUUCGGGAGAGUCUAGACUCCGAAUGCAAAGGGCGACAAUUGGCAGUACCGUACCUUGUCCCGCUCGCGUGCCAAGUGGGAGGGCUGAGGACACCAUGAUCGGACGACUUGUGGCGCUGUCCGAUGGCCAGGUUCGCGUGAUCGCGAGUGUAGAGCCGGUACAUUCUUGACCACAUGUUCUGUACAACGUCCCAUAUACGGUUUCCAUUGAUAGCUGCUUCGAUGGUCUUGUGUCUGCCUGCGCCGUGAAGCUGUACACAUACGUACAUGUAGACAAGGGCAAUCAUAUGCGAUACAUCCCACCUUGCCUGAACCACGCGCGCAGUCUGCUAUCGACGCAGCCCAUCAUCGUACGCAAGAUACAUCCGUGCCAGUAGAACAUUGGAUCACAGUGAGUCGAGCGAGAUGAAAUGGGAGUUCGGGGCGCUGCCGGCUAA
This is a messenger RNA of Dichomitus squalens LYAD-421 SS1, 1484 nucleotides long. RefSeq lists its product as uncharacterized. The coding region runs from base 27 to 980 and encodes 317 amino acids. Lineage: Eukaryota; Fungi; Basidiomycota; Agaricomycetes; Polyporales; Polyporaceae. The record is from RefSeq and is a predicted model, not a curated record. The transcript is spliced from 2 exons.